Molecule: messenger RNA, 1350 nt
Organism: Lodderomyces oxycetoniae
Lineage: Eukaryota; Fungi; Ascomycota; Pichiomycetes; Serinales; Debaryomycetaceae
Gene: PGA4
Product: 1,3-beta-glucanosyltransferase
Exons: 1
Coding region: 1-1350 (449 amino acids)
Biological process (GO): fungal-type cell wall (1->3)-beta-D-glucan biosynthetic process; fungal-type cell wall organization
Cellular component (GO): plasma membrane
Molecular function (GO): 1,3-beta-glucanosyltransferase activity
Source: RefSeq, a predicted model, not a curated record
AUGUUGUUAAACUCAUUAAUAAUAAUUCCACUCCUUACCAAAUUGGUCUCGGCAAUUGCCCCCAUCGAAGUCAAGGGAAACGCCUUUUGGAAUACAGAGACGGGAAAAAGAUUCUAUAUUAGAGGUGUCGAUUAUCAACCGGGCGGUUCCUCGGAAUUGGAAGAUCCCUUGGCUGACACUUCGGUGUGUGAAAGAGAUAUCCCAUAUUUCCAGGAUUUGGGUCUAAAUACUAUCCGUGUAUACUCCAUCGACAACACAAAAAACCACGAUGAGUGUAUGGACAAAUUGGCAGAUGCCGGCAUUUACGUUAUCUUGGACGUCAAUACUCCUUAUUCUAGUAUCACAAGAUCAAAUUCAAACUGCAGUUAUAAUGCUGAUUAUUUACAAGAAGUCACUGCUUCUGUUCAGGAGUUUGCAAAAUAUAACAAUACAUUGGGCUUCUUUGCCGGAAACGAGGUCAUCAAUGAUGGGCCUUCUUUAGAAGCAGCUCCUUACGUCAAAGCAGUUGUUCGUGACCUAAAGACAUUUAUCAAAAAUAGAAAUUUUAGAACUAUACCAGUCGGUUACUCAGCAGCAAGUGUUGCCGAGUACCGUUUGAGCUCCGCUUUGUAUUUCAAUUGCGGAGACGAUGAAUUGGAAAGAAUCGACAUGUUUGGAAUAAACGAUUACUCAUGGUGUGGUGAUGCAUCCAUGACUUCAUCGCAAUAUUCUCAACAAAUGAAGGAUUUCGCCAACUAUACUGUACCUUUAUUCUUUUCAGAAUUUGGCUGUAACACAAAGAGACCUCGUCCAUUCAGCGAAAUCGAGGUCAUCUACUCAACUCAAAUGUCACUGGUUUUCUCAGGAGGCUUGGUUUACGAGUACUCAGAGGAACAAUCAGAAUAUGGAUUGGUCACUUUGGAUGAUGAUAAAGUGACUACUAAUCAAGAUUUCGAUAACUUGAAAUCACAACUCAAUAAAACUUCUGAUCCAAGUGGAGAUGGUGAUUACCUCGAUAGUUCAAAUGACAAUGGAAAUAAUUGCCCUUCACUUUCAGAUUUAUGGAAUGUUACUCUGGAAGUACCAGAUACUCCUCUUGGUGCUCUUGGUUAUAUAAGGGGAGUUGUAGAACCAACGGGACAUGGAUUCGACGCUUAUGUACAAGGAAACUGUCAUAAUAAUGAUGUUGAUAAUUUUGCAAAUAAUACUAGCACACUUAGCGCAUCUACUCGUGAUGCUGCUGCAACCUCUACUGCUGGUAGUGAUUCAUCAUCUUCAUCAACAAACACCUCCAAAGCCAAUGAGGGUACUAUUGCAACCACUGGUUUCGUUGGAUUACUCACUUUAGUUGCAAGUUUCAUUUUUGUCUAA